CUCAGCUUGACGGAUAUUUCUCCUGACCUCGGAGAGAGAGAGAGGCAUACUGUCACAGCUCCAGCAGCACUGCAGAUCUCUCUGUGUAAUGCUGUUCUUCCUACAGGAGGAGGUGGAGGAGUGUGAGUGAGGGACGUGUCUGGCAGCCAUCCCAGUCAAACAGUAAUACAGAGGCGGCCCGGGAGCCCUCCCUUUGUGAGCCAGUGGGUGUGUGACGUCACCGCUGAGAGGAGGGGCCCCCUUUCCCCUGUCUGGCCAAUCCUCAAGCUCGGCGACUAGGUCACGUAAGAAUCCCCCCUUUCAGGUUGCCAUGGUAACGUUCACUGGACCAGGCAGCAUCUUGCUGUGGUGAGAAGGGAAGACGAGAAAGGAGAGCUAGAGGGAGGGAGAGAACGAGAACAAACCACAGACAGAGGAAACACCUAAGCUCUUCAGCUGCUGUGCCUCUUCCUUCUAACGAAGAUGCUUGAGACAGGGAGCUAAAGGCCUCACCAGAGCGGAGUGCGUGCUAGAGCCAGGGGCUGGGGCCUGACCAGAGGCCCCUGAGAGGGUUGCAGGUCCAUGGGGACCAUGGGGGAUCCUGGAGGCUUCACCACCACAGGGGAGCGGGUGAACCCUGCCCACGUAAUGUUUGACCGCUUUACCCAGGCCUCCACCUGUAAGGGCACGCUCAAAGCCUUCCAGGAGCUCUGUGACCAUCUGGAUCUCAAGCCCUGUGAGUACCGGAUCUUCUACCACAAGCUCAAGUCCAGGCUCAACUACUGGAAGGCAAAGGCACUCUGGGUUAAGCUAGACAAGCGGGCUGGCCAGAAGGAGUACAAGAAGGGACGAGCAUGUGCCAACUCCAAGUGUCUGAUCAUCGGGGCGGGACCAUGUGGCCUGCGGACGGCCAUCGAGCUGGGCUUCCUGGGGGCCAAGGUGGUGCUGCUGGAGAAGAGAGAUGCUUUCUCCAGGAACAAUGUGCUCCACCUGUGGCCCUUCUCCAUCCAGGACCUCAGGGGCCUCGGGGCAAAGAAAUUCCACGGAAAGUUCUGCGCCGGAGCCAUCGACCAUAUCAGUAUCCGCCAGCUCCAACUGAUGCUGCUGAAGGUGGCCCUGCUCCUGGGCAUCGAGAUCCAUGUCAAUGUGGAGUUCAAGGGUCUCAUCGAGCCCCCCGAGGACCAGGAGAACGAGAGGAUAGGGUGGAGGGCUGAGGUCCACCCCAGGACACACCCAGUCAACGAGUUAGAGUUUGACGUCAUCAUUGGGGCAGACGGAAGAAGAAACACGCUGGCAGGGUUCAGGAGGAAGGAGUUCCGAGGCAAGUUGGCCAUCGCCAUCACGGCCAACUUUAUCAACAGGAACACCACGGCCGAGGCCAAGGUGGAGGAGAUCAGUGGAGUGGCCUUCAUCUUCAACCAGAAGUUCUUCCAGGACCUCCGGGAAGCCACGGGAAUUGACCUAGAAAACAUUGUCUACUACAAGGAUGACACGCACUACUUUGUCAUGACUGCCAAGAAGCAGAGCCUGCUGGAGAAGGGAGUCAUUCUGCAUGAUUAUGCAGACACAGAGAUGCUGCUGUCUAGGGCUAAUGUGGACCAGGAGGCUCUUCUCUCCUACGCCCGCGAGGCCGCAGACUUCUCCACCAACCACCAGCUGCCCACUCUGGACUUUGCUAUCAACCACUACGGACAGCCCGACGUGGCCAUGUUCGACUUCACCUGCAUGUACGCCUCAGAAAAUGCGGCACUCGUGCGCCAACGCAAUGGACGCCAGCUACUGGUGUCUCUGGUGGGGGACAGUCUACUGGAGCCCUUCUGGCCCAUGGGCACUGGUAUAGCCCGGGGUUUCCUGGCAGCCAUGGACUCAGGCUGGAUGGUGAAGAGCUGGGCCCAGGGAAACACCCCUCUGGACGUGCUGGCUGAGAGGGAGAGCAUAUAUCGCCUGCUGCCUCAGACAACGCCAGAGAACAUCAGUAAAAAUUUCAGCCACUACAGUGUGGAUCCCACCACGCGCUACCCUAACAUCAGCCUCCACUUCCUACGGCCCAACCAGGUACAACACCUCAUUGACACAGGGGAUUCAAACAGUGAAAUGCGUAUCGAAAUGGAGAAUGUAGUCACCUCGUCAACACCCAAGCUCACCCGAAAUGAGUCCAUCGCUCGCUCAAGCAAGCUGCUGAACUGGUGUCAGAGACAGACGGAGGGCUACAGGAAAGUCAGUGUGACCGACCUCACCAUGUCCUGGAAGAGUGGCAUGGCCCUGUGUUCCCUCAUCCACCGCUACAGACCUGACCUCAUUGACUUUGACUCCCUGGACGAACGGGACCAACAGAAAAACAACCAGUUGGGCUUCGACGUGGCCGAGCGGGAGUUUGGAAUCUCGCCCUGCAUGACGGGCAAGGAGAUGUCCCAGGUGUCAGAGCCCGACAAGCUCUCCAUGGUCAUGUACCUCAGCCAGUUCUACGAGAUGUUCAAGGACACAGUUCCCCCUGGGGCCGGAGAUAACCAGAACAUGAGCCCUGAGGAGAAGGUUGCGUUGAUCAACAGCACUAAGUCUCCCAUCUCCUUCCUUAGCAAGCUGGGCCAGAGCAUCGCCAUAUCCCGCAAACGCAACCCCAAGGACAAGAAGGAGAAGGAUGUGGAUGGUUUGGGGAAGAGGAGGAAGACUAGCCAGGCUGGCCAUUCUGAAGAAGAGGAGGUUUUGAGGGGUAACCAUGAUGACAGGCCGUCCAACAGUACUGCUCUAACGGAGAGGAAGAUGAAGGAAGAGACAGCAGCUGUAGGGAACCAUAACAAAGUCAAGUCCAUGGCCACCCAGCUCCUCGCCAAGUUUGAGGAGAAUGCUCCUGCAGAGUCCAAGGGCCUCAAACGACAGGGGGAUUCUCUGCCCAAUCUGGAUCUCCUUGUGGCGCAGCCCCCUCCCCCGCCUCCUGCCCCCCUGGACCCCCCCAGGGAGUCUGUCCGCCUAGCUCUGGUCCCUGCAUGGAGACAGAAACAAACCCAACAGCAGGAGCAGCUCAGCUUUGGCUAUAAGGAGAAGUUUAAGUGUCAGACCCUACCCAACAGAGGGGAGCAGCCAAGAAGCAGUACAGAGUCAAUCUGUGGCUCACGGAGCUGCCCUAAGAAAACCAUUCUGCUCUCCUCCUCUUCCACCACCUCCUCACUCUCUCUUCACUCACAGCAUUGUGAUGGAGGAGUUAUGGAGGAGGAAGACACCACCCAGGACCAGACCCUUCUGACAUACAGGAAAUGGAAACCCGUGCAGCUUGACGAGCCAGAGCCUAUUCACAUCCCUAGCAUUCAGGAGAGGUCUGCGAGAUUAGUCGCUAAGUUUAAGGGUAAACCUGAGAAACCAAAGCCUAAGAAAAAGCCCUCCCGUUUCUUUAUAGAACAGUGGCACCGGUCUGGCAGCCAUAGCCCAGAGAGCCCCCUCUCCUCCCCUGAAACGCUCAGACAGGAGCUAGAGCUUCUGCGCUCUGAUGACCAAAUGCCGUUACAUAGCCUUAGUAUACAGGAGAGGGCUGAGCAGCUUGCCUCGCAGUUUCAAAGCAAGCUGGCAAAGCCACAGCCUAAGAAAAAGCCCUCCCAUUUCUUUAUAGAACAGUGGCACCUGUCACGCAGCCAUAGCCCAGAGAGCCCCCUCUCCUCCCCUGAAACGCUCAGACAGAGAUAUUUAAAGAUCUACACAGGGGGAGUAAGCUUAUUGGCUGAUCAGAUAGCCAAUCAGCUUCAACCUCAGGAGGAACCCAAGCCCUUACUUGACCAGAGGGAAUUGGUGGAAUUGGGUUCCCUGAGGAAGGAGUUUCCCCAGAACAUCGGGGGCAGUGACGUGUGCUUCUUCUGCCAGAAGCGUGUGUACGUGAUGGAGCGGCUGAGUGCCGAGGGCAAGUUCUUCCACCGCAGCUGCUUCAAGUGUGACUACUGCGGAACGACGCUUAGAUUGUCGUCCUACGCCUUUGAUGUGGAGGAUGGGAAGUUUUACUGCAAGCCGCACUACUGUUACCGCUUGUCUGGUCAGGCUCAGAGGAAGAGGCCAGCACCGACCCCUGCUCUGCUCAAUGCAAAGGACAACCAGGCGUCCUUACCCGCCGUGGUCACCGUGGACUCCCCCGGGAGGGGGGAGAUGGCAUCCCUGUCUCCCACUGAGUGCCAGACCUCAGUCCCAGAGGUCAACGGGCUGCAGGAGCCCAGCCUGCCUAAGCGUCUGCGGGGCACGCCGGAGCGCAUCGAGCUGGAGAACUACCGUCUCUCUCUGCAGCGGGAGGAGGAUCUGGAGGAGGUGCCCGAGGAGACGCUGGCUGAACACAACUUGAGCAGCGUGCUGGACAAGGACAAACACGCAGAGCUGGGCUCCAGCAGCUCUGAGUCUGACAUGGAGGAGGAAGACCAGGAGGAUGAGGACCAUGAGGAGGAGCAGCAGGAGCCCCCCAGCCCCUCAGACCUGGGAGGGGUACCCUGGAAAGAGGCUGUGGAGCUCCAUGCAAAGCUGAAGACCGACAGCGACCCAGGGGCCGAGGGAGAGGACGGGGCUCAGGCUCAAAUUGUUAGAGACCUAAAGGUGGAGGAGAAGGAGGAAGAUGAUGAAGAGGAGGACGAUGAGGAGGAAUCGAGUGAUGAGGGGGAGUACUGCCCGUGGGAGAGGGAGCUCCAGUCAGGCGUAUGGCUGGAGAACCUCAAAGAUGAAGAGGAUACAGGUACAUUUAAAGCCAGAUACCUGCAGAUCCAGCAAGUGCUGCAGCCUGUGGAUCCUUCAAUCAUUAAGAAUAUCAGAGGAGUCUCCGUGCUGUCGGAGGGGCCUCCUGCCUCAGCCUCCCAGCCCUCCUCCACAGCCCCCGCCAACACAUCCGCCCGUCAUGAGGCUGUGCGAGUCUGGUUGGAGUCGGUGUCUGGAGAGACCUGUGAGGAUGAUGACCCGGAAGCAGAAGUUGGCAGCCAUGAUUUUGAGCCAGGCACCGAGAUGGACCAGGAAGACAUUCCCUCCGACGCAGAGGCUGAGGCUCGUCUACACCAGUCAGAGAUCAAUGAAGCGUUUCCUGAAGAGGCCAAGAAGUCAGAAAGUCAGGGGCUCGCCUCCAGCAUUGAACAAUCUAGUGUCAGUCCAGUGAAGUUAGUUGGGGAAGUUGUGCUCUUGCCAGUCAAACCACCGACUCCACAGCCUGAUUCACAGAUGUCUCACCCCUCUCCCUGCCUGGUCAAAUCCCCCGGCAUGCACUUUUUCCCAGAACCUUUUCCACUGGAGGACAUCACAACACCACAGAGGACAGCUCAGACUCCCAAUGCCAAAAUCCCUCCAUACCCUGCCCCCACUAUGUCCCCCAUCCCCUCCCCCGUUUGUUCCCCCGUCCAUUCCCCUAUCUGCUCCCAGCCUGUCCCACUGCUCGAAACCGUCACCACCAAAUCCCCCGUUAACUCUCCGUCAUGCUCCUGUCCCCCGACAGGGAACCCGCUGUCUCCCAUCUGUGCCCAGCCACUGCCCUGCCAAGAGCCUUCCUCAUCCCUCACCUCCGACUCCCCCGUCAGAACUCAGCCUGUCCCUGCAGUCACCUCCACGUCGCUGGUCAAACCAGCCUCACCUGACAGGGCUACCCCCGAGCCACAAAAAUCCCUAGACUUAUCAGACCUGGAAACCCCUGUCAAGAAGACGGACAUCAUCGAGGAGUUCUGGCUGAAGAGUGCAGAGAUCAGAAAGAGUCUGGGUCUCACCCCAAUGGAACGUAGCAGCAGCAAAUCCCCAGAGAAGAGUCAUGUUACUGUAGGUAGAGUUCCCACCCCGGACUCCUCCUCGCCCAAGUCCUACACCCCAGAGGACUUGUCGGAGGAGCUUUCACCUUCCCCCUUCACCGGCCGCUCAGUAAUCCGCAGGCUGAACAUUACAGUGGAGGGCCAGGUCAUCUCCCCCGUGGAGCCCAAGAGCAAUGGCACGGAUCAAAGGGACCUAAGCAGCAGCUCUGGCCUGGGCCUCAAUGGCAGCACGACCACCAGCCAGACCAGCCAGGCAGCCAGCGACAGUUACAACACUUCCGACUCCACCAUGCUCACCCCGCCCUCCAGCCCCCCGCCGCCCCCACCCAACGAGGAGCCAGCCACCCUAAGGCAGCAGCAGAAGCACCAUGUCUCCUGGAACAAUGGGAUCGAUGGCCCCACUACACCUGAGCCAGCCAAGGCAGCACCCACCAAGAUCAAGAGCCCUGUGCCUGCACCGAGGACCCAACUCAGCCCUGUAUCUAUGCCGGUGUCUGUGCCCAAGUCUGCCCCCAGGACUACACUGGUCACGUCACCAGUCACUGCUCCAGUGGUGAUCAUGAGACGGGAGAAGAGCAGCAAACCACGUCAGGAGGAGGUGAGGAAGUCAUUUGUGGAAUGCGUGGCAGAGAUCCCGUUUGCAGACGACGUGGAAGACAUGUAUGACGAGCGGACGCCAGACACAACCAUGGACAGGUUCUUCACCCCACCCACAAGCAGGCCCAACGGGGAGAGGGAGAAACCUCCUCUUCACCUGGCCCUAGCUAUGGUUAAUGGAACAGCCAAUUUCCCCGGGAACCAGCGGGCCUCAAAACACCAUAAGGCCCAGCACAUCUCCCCUGAGGCCAAGGAAAUAGCUGAAGAGCGGAUGAGAGCCAGAGAGAAGUCAAUCAAGAGCCAAGCUCUAAAAGAUGCCAUGGCCAAGCAGCUCAGCAAGAUGAAAGAGACGGACAUGGCCAAGGGCUCUGCCGCGUCUGCUAAAGUGGUUUGGAAUGUGGCCUCAUCAGAGACAUCCGGAAAAAGUACUAAGAAGUCGCCCGGCUCUCCAAAGACGUCUGCGGUGAAAGCUCUGGAGUCAAAGAAGGCGGAGACUUUGCCAGAGCUUUUCUUCAGCAGUCAGGUUAACAAGAGUCUGGAUGGCUCGACUGUCUCCUCUGACGGCUCCGCCUCGGGAGGCAAGAGCAAAAAGCGCAGCUCCCUUUUCUCGCCACGCAAGAACAAGAAGGAGAAGAAAGCCAAGAACGAGAGCCAGCUCUUUGACAAGCACGGUGCAGACGAGACACCGUCGCCUCCCAAACACAAGUCCCUGUGGAAGGCAGUGUUCUCAGGGUACAAGAAAGACAAGAAGAAGAAUAAGGAUGACAAGUCGUGUCCCAGCACUCCAUCCAGCUCUACCACCAAUGACUCUGGGAAGAAGAGAUCGUCUCCUCUCGGGAGGUCAUCAGAUUUGAAGUCGCGCCGAAACCGGAGCUUCUCUGAGGACUCAGAUCUGUCAUGUGAUGAUGUGCUGGAGAGGUCGUCCCUGAAGUCUAAGGCAGAUUCUGUUUAUGUCCCUCACGCAUUGGCGUUCAAGAGAGCGUACGCCACAAAGAAAACCUACACAGAGGAGGAGCUCAAUGCCAAGCUGACACGGAGGGUACAGAAAGCUGCCCGGCGACAGGCCAAGCAGGAGGAGUUGAAGAGGCUGCACAGAGCCCAGAUCAUCCAGAGACAGCUGGAGCAGGUGGAGGAGAAGCAGAGACAGCUGGAGGAGAGGGGCGUGGCUGUGGAGAAAGCCCUGCGAGGGGAAGCAGGUGCUUUCAGUUCUUCCUCCUCCCCCUGGUGCUCUCAUUCUUUUAGAUUUUUCUCCUCACUGUUCUUUCUUCCUCAUCUUCCCCCCAUCUCUCCCUCCCUCCUACACUUCCUCUCACGCUUUAUGUCCUCUACACUUUUUUUCUGUCUAUCACUUCUUCCUCCUCUUCCUCCACCUCACUCCUUGGCACUCUUUCCCUAUGUUGUGGAAGUAGUUGAGCCCUUUGUCGGGACCCCUCGCCGAAGACCUAUCUCCUUCUGUCCCUGCUGUUCCUCUGAAGGGAUGGGAAAAAAGGACGACCCCAAGCUCAUGCAGGAGUGGUUCAAACUGGUCCAGGAGAAAAACGCCCUGGUGCGAUACGAAUCUGAGCUGAUGAUAUUUGCACGAGAACUGGAGCUGGAGGAUCGCCAGAGUCGACUGCAGCAGGACCUGAGGGAACGAAUGGCAAUUGAAGACCACCUGAAGACAGAGGUGGAGCUGGCACAGGAGAAGCACAUCCUGAAUGAGAUGUUGGAGGUGGUGGAGCAGAGAGACUCCCUGGUAGCCCUCCUGGAGGAGCAGAGGCUCAGUGAGAAGGAGGAGGACAAGGACCUGGAGUCUGUCAUGCUUUCCAAGGGCUUCAACCUCAACUGGGCCUGAAGAGGAGAGGCUAAACUCACCAUCCACCGUAACUCAGAUAAUACACUACCCCUCCUCUGUGUCAGGGCUCAGUGAAGGCCCAACCCACGGUCUCAUGCUUGGUCCCAGAUAACCCAGCAGAGAAUGUGUGCAGAAUGGAGUUGUCCCAUUACGGCUCCUCUGUUGGAGCAGUCUAUAAUGUUUACAUAUCUACCCUGCCACCAGCCAGGCAUCAUUACCUCCAGUGAUAUAUCCCUUCAUUAUCAAAUCACGGUAGGAGGACCAACUACAGCCUGGACUUUCUCAGAACUUCAGAAGUUCUUCUGGAGUGGUUCUCCAGAAUGGGGAACUAUUUUUUAUUAUUUAUUUUAAUCUCAAACACGCAAAGGGAAGAAAGAGGUUAGGUCCUGCUGAUGUAAAGGAAUUCAAUGUAUGAUACCUGUUUCAAUGCACUACAUGUGUAGAACACGACAUAUUAGCAAAGCGGUGGUUUUAGAUGAGGGUAGGCCCUUGACCUAUUGACUGUUACAGGGUUUCUGUGGGAAGGGGAGGAGUGGUCUCUCUCAUUCUAUCAGUCUCAACCUAACCUCAUGACAUACACUACUAUUGUGACUGCUGACUGCAGAGGGACAUCCUCUGCUUUAGCUGCCUUUCACUCCAAUUACACUUUGGCUUCCACAUUCUGAGGAGCCAAUAAGGACGAGACUCUAAAAGUCCCAUCAUUUUUUUGCACAGAGAUUCACCCGAAGAGUCAACACUAAGGAUCAAUGGAAUCUGGUCACUUGGUUGUUUUGUAUUUAUUAGCUUGGUUUUGAUAGAGAACCUGAAUUAACUGUUUUUGGUAUUUUCCGUGUUCACGGAGGAGAGUGCCUGAACUGGAGGCUCGACGGAUUGCACAUGUGCUCUCUUUAUAACAUUGACUGCAAGGAAAUCAACUGAAAACUCCAUCACCAAGAAGCCAUUGUGUAAGGGGUGGAGGCUGCUGCAGGCUCAGAAAAAUAUCCUGCGUUACAUUGUCUUUGACUCUGAAAGUUGUGCUGGUGUGAAUAGUUAACUUGUAGCAUAGAUUCAUUGACACAUGUCCACUUCAGCAAGCAACCCACUUGACACAUCUCUUGGUGUCCUAGUUCUGAGUGAUCAUGUGGCUUCUCCAUACCAUGCCAUUCACCAUAAAUCACACUGAUAUUUCAUUUUAUAAUCAGUAGCCCUUAUUCUAUAUUAAUUGGCAUAUACCAUGAAAUGUCCUCAGUGUAGGUUAAACAGUGAAGAGAACAACAUUAGGGGCAGUGUCUUAUUGGGCUUACACAGUAUAAAUGCAUCGUGUUAUCAUAAUACCAUAAGUGAACUGACAUCACUAACUGGUGUCAUGAGACACUUGCGUCAGUGGAUAUCCUUCAAUAUCAUUGUUCUAAACCACAGAACUCUGGCUUCGCUACCCCUGGAGCUGAGGUACAUGACCUGCUUUGACGCAAGAUGCCUUUUUCACUUCUGUUUUAAUAUUUUAGUUUUCUUUUUAGGGUUUAAACUUUUAUGUAUCCCACCAGAGGUACAUUUCUAUUUUGUGUUUUUUGGUAAAAUCCUUUCAUACAACUACAGGUUGUCAGACAGCAGUUAUGAGUAGAAGUGGAGACAGGAAUGUUGCUCUAAACCACUUCUAUUCUGUUUGGCAUUUGACCUUACUAGCCUUUCUGCCAAACUGUAAAUCUUUGGUUGGUCACAGUUUUAUAUAUUUUUCUGUAUUGAUAGAUACACAGAGUGAGCAUUUGUGUAAGAAUUAAACGGAGCUGUGAAUACAAAAAAGUUACAUCAUUUCAAGGCUGGUUUAGAUGGUGUGUGAUAAGUUUGACAGAUUUUAUUGAUAUUUAUAAACAUGUGUGCAAAAAUGUAUCAUAUGUAAAGAAAAAUGAAUCCUCAUUUUUAAAACUGUAUGUUGACACACACGACAAAUAUGUAAAUGCUGCUUCAUUUAGCCCAAAUGCAUAGGGUGUUGGAUGUAUGCUGAAACGGCAAUAAAGCAAUGCAGUUGUUCAUUUAGAAAA
Messenger RNA from Salmo salar (Atlantic salmon), 10172 nucleotides. RefSeq names its product protein-methionine sulfoxide oxidase mical3a. Lineage: Eukaryota; Metazoa; Chordata; Actinopteri; Salmoniformes; Salmonidae. The record is from RefSeq and is a predicted model, not a curated record. Gene Ontology annotation, molecular function: protein binding; FAD binding.